CAUCCCGACCCUCCAACCCCCUCAAGUUCACGAGACGAACACAUCAGUGUCCUUGGCCAAAUUUUUUCUAUUGGAUCUUUUUCAUGGGUGUGUUCAUUAUUAAUCAGCCCUUUUGAAUUUGUGUCAUGGACUGCGGUAGAAUGAAUAUGGUUACAGGCGAGUUUCUCUAAGCCUUCCUCUCAGCUCCUAUCUCCUUCGUGUUGGUAUUGUCGUUUAGGGCGCUGCAACAGCAUUUCAUUGCCUCCGGAUCGUCCGCAUCUUCAUUCGCCUGGUCAUCAGUGUUGCAAGUUUGACAUGGGACUGAGUACUACAUCAUCCAAGGUCUCAUGGACUGUUCAAGGAAUUGCCAGAUUGAUACGCCUAGCAUGUGGCAUGCUGCUCGCCGACCCCCCUCAUUCUCGAGUGACUACGGAAAUCCGAACCACCGCGUCAAUUAAAAUGGCUGGGUUUAUCUACGUCAGUGUAAUGUCUGAUUUGCUUGUCUACUGCAAGCAUACACAUGCCCAGUGCUUCAAACUACUUCAGCCGCCUUGCUGUGGCGAACAGGUUAUGCCGCGGCGGUUGGAUAUCGCCUACCCGCCUCGAAGCAUCCUUGCACAUUUUGCGAAUCAAAGCUCACAAAGGGAACCUAAAUCGAAGCCAAAAUAUACGCUGUGUAGCGUUAGUUGUUCCUUGGUUCGCGAUCCUUGACAACUGGCAGCACUAUACAAGCAUCUAAGCUCCUCAAGGCUAACGAGAAUAGCGCUGAUGGGAGACGCUAGCUACCACGUGAGGACUUACACGAAACCACAGGCCGGUCCUCGUCAUGGAAGCUUAAUACCAGAAGAGCACCCCUCAGAGACUUUUAAAUGAAAAUUUACAAGUUGCAAAGGCGCCGUUGAUGGUCUUUGUCGUUCCCAAUGACCGCCGAAGUUCCGAACUCACUGAACUGGGUCUCCUUCAUCACGGGGAUCCUCUCCUUCGGUCUGACAGUCCUCAACUUGAUCGCCUUAUACGCCAACUUUGUCACCACCAUCCGGUCCGCUCCCACCGACAUCCGAGACUCAUUGGGAAACCUCCGACAGCAGCUAUGUGAAGAGCGCGAGGCCCUGCGCCACCAGACCAAGGAGAUCCGCGCCCAGGGCAAACUCCGCCACCGCAUCGUAAACAUCGGCGGAAAGCUCGCCAACCGCGAGGCCCGCAGAGCGCUUUCCUACGCCGAGCAGACACUUCCUCUUCACUACAUCACUCUGCGCGACCUCUGGCGCACCUUCAAGGACAUUGAGCGGCCGUUCCUCGUCGCCAGCGGGCACCGCGCCGAGGCCAUCCACAACGGCGCGGCCUGGGUUGAGGGCGACCUCGACGAAAAGGUCCGCACUGACUUUGAGAGACACGGCGAGUCGGGCAGCUUUGCGGACUGGAGUGCGCUGUACAAGUGCGACUUUGCGCACCGGUUCAUUUGGUGGCAGGUCAAGGACGACGUGAGGAGGUUGUCGGAUGAGGUCGGGCGGAUCAUGGCGCGGCGGACGGAGCGGGAGGUCACUUAUAUCCGGAUUAUGGUCAAACAAAUAUUCCAGAGUGACGGGCCUCCCCAGAUUAUCGACGUGCAUCCGCGGCGUCCCCCAGGAGGCGGCGGUGGAGGCGGGGCGGCCAGGAGACGGACGAGCUGGGCCCAGGGGCCUGUCCGAAGGAGCCCUGCCCCGGUGAGGAGUCCGGUUUCUGUGAGGAAAAGCCCCGUCCCCGUGCAAAGUCCACAUUGCGAUUGGUGCGCAAGGCACGCAGAAGAGGGCUCGUCUUCCAGUGAGAGCAGCGAUACCGACAACCGGAAGAGCCGCAGGGGCAUGGACGUGCCCAGACGGAGGGAUGGCAGUCCCAGCGAGAGCCAGCACGGCCGUCCGAGGAGCGACGCCGCCACCGUGGGAAAGCAACAGCACCGCCCCCGGCCUCAGCAGCAGACUUCCAGGAACAGGUGGGAGCAGUUCCGGAGUAGGCCCGCGAGGCAGUACGACAUCAGAGAGUAUUUCGAGGGUCGGGGUCGAGAUCAUUCGAGGAUCGUGGAGGUGAUUCCUGGGAGUGAGAUUGACUACUUCUCCUCCCAUCCGCAGCGUGAGGGCGGGGGGGAAUGAUGGGACGGGUU
Messenger RNA from Colletotrichum destructivum, 2116 nucleotides. RefSeq lists its product as uncharacterized. Bases 900 to 2105 code for a protein of 401 amino acids. The transcript has a single exon. NCBI's taxonomy places the organism in Eukaryota, Fungi, Ascomycota, Sordariomycetes, Glomerellales, Glomerellaceae. The record is from RefSeq and is a predicted model, not a curated record.